This is a messenger RNA of Apodemus sylvaticus (European woodmouse), 651 nucleotides long. Its product is annotated as FERM domain-containing protein 3-like. The record is from RefSeq and is a predicted model, not a curated record. The coding region runs from base 1 to 651 and encodes 216 amino acids. Lineage: Eukaryota; Metazoa; Chordata; Mammalia; Rodentia; Muridae. The transcript is spliced from 2 exons.
AUGGCAAAAUGCUUGGUCAAGAUCAGGACUCAACGAAGCCUCCAUUUGCACAUGAUGAACCACUGCAGCAGUAAUGUGUUUGUCCGUCUGGUGAAACAUGGCUCCAAGGUCAUACCUCGAAAUGCUGGUGUGCCAUUGUCUAAAGUGGAGGCUUCUGAGCGCAGAGUUGCCAGCUCACCAGUGAAGGGAACUCAGAGUGCAGAUUCUCGUAGUAAAGAGGAAGACAGAGUGAAAGAAGACCCCUUGAACCUCUCUGAACUAGCAUACAAUCCCAGCACCAGCCUGGUCCCUACCGGAGAGGAUGAUGAUGAAGUCGACAUGCUAUUUGACUGUCCAUCUAGGUUUGAGUUAGAAAGAGAAGACACAGAUUCAUUUGAGGAACUAGAAGCAGAUGAAAAUGUCUUUUUGAUGGCUGAAGAGAAGGUGAAGGAAGGUCACCAGGUUUUGUCAUGGAGCUAUUCCAUCCUGACUGGCCGUGUCUGGGUCAGCCCCCUGGUCAAGCGGUGCUCCAGGCUCCUUGUGGUGGGCCUGGGACUGCUGCUGUUUGUAUUCCCCCUACUCCUUCUCCUUUUGGAGUCAGGUAUUGAUCUCUCCUUCUUAUUCAACAAAACAAAUUUGAGCAGUUUUACUCUGAAUACUACUGUCCCCUAA